Messenger RNA from Papaver somniferum (opium poppy), 2286 nucleotides. Its product is annotated as 65-kDa microtubule-associated protein 1-like. Lineage: Eukaryota; Viridiplantae; Streptophyta; Magnoliopsida; Ranunculales; Papaveraceae. Gene Ontology annotation, biological process: cytokinesis by cell plate formation; microtubule cytoskeleton organization. Bases 201 to 1958 code for a protein of 585 amino acids. The record is from RefSeq and is a predicted model, not a curated record. Gene Ontology annotation, molecular function: microtubule binding. Gene Ontology annotation, cellular component: spindle; cytoplasm. The transcript has 10 exons.
AUCUGUGAGUGAGACUUUAGUCGUAACUUUUCUCUGCCUACUGAAGAGAAACCACAACACAGAGUACUCUCUCACUCACUUACAGUCCCUAGAGAGAAGAGAAGGAAAAAAACUGGUUCUGGUUCAGAUCUAAAGAGCCAGAAAUCUUACAAAACCCUAAUCAAAACAAAAGGUGGAACUGUAGAUUGCUAGAGGUUCUGAUGGCGGUAUCGGAUGCUGAGAACGCAUUUCGCUCAGACACCACUUGUGGGACUUUGUUGCAACAAUUACAGCAAAUAUGGGAUGAGGUUGGUGAGAGUGAUGAUGAACGCGAUAAGAUGUUGCUUCAAAUAGACCAGGAAUGCUUGGAUGUUUACAAGAGAAAAGUUGAUCAAGCUGCAAAGUCGAGAGCACACCUUCUCCAGGCGUUGGCUGAUGCAAAAAUUGAGCUUUCUAGUCUUGUUUUAGCCCUCGAAGAGAAAAAUGUUGUAGUACCCGACAAGUCGACGGGGACUAUCAAGGAACAAUUAGCAGCUAUUGCUCCGACACUAGAACAGCUAUGGGAGCUGAAAGAUGAAAGGAAGAAGGAGUUUGCUGAUGUACAGUCACAUAUUCAAAAAAUCUGUGGCGAAAUUGCUGGGAAUUUGAAGCUUACCGAACAGGCAGAGGCACCCACAGUUAAUGAGGAUGACUUGUCUUUGAAGAAGUUGGAUGAAUUUCAUUCUCAACUCCAGGAGCUUCAAAAAGAAAAGAGUGACAGGUUGCAUAAGGUUCUCGACUUUGUAAGCACUGUGCAUGACCUCUGCUCUGUCUUGGGGAUGGACUUCUUCAGUGUCAUUAUUGAGGUACACCCAAGUUUAAAUGACUCUAUAGGGGUACAAUCCAAGAGCAUCAGUAAUGAAACUUUAUCGAAGUUGGCAAAGACAGUGGUAGAUCUUAAAGAAGAUAAGAUGAAGAGGCUUCAGAAGCUUCAAGAGCUAGCAGGACAGCUAUUUGAUCUGUGGAACUUGAUGGAUACCUCUUCAGAGGAGCGAAGUCUGUUUGAUCAUGUUACCUGUAACAUCUCAGCUACAGUUGAUGAGGUCACCAUCCCUGGAGCCCUUGCCCUUGACCUGAUUGAGCAAGCUGAAGUGGAGGUCGAAAGGCUUGAUCAUUUGAAAGCCAGCAAGAUGAAGGAGAUUGCUUUCAAGAGACAGGGUGAGCUUGAACAGAUAUUUGCCCACGCUCACAUUGAAACUGAUCCAGAGGCUGCUCGAGGAAAAAUAAUGGCUCUCAUCGAGUCAGGCAGCAUUGAACCUUCAGAGUUAGUAGCUGACUUGGAUGAUCAAAUAAUAAAAGCAAAAGAAGAGGCUGGCAGCAGAAAAGAAAUAUUGGAUAAGGUUGAAAAAUGGAUGUCAGCAUGCGAAGAAGAAAGUUGGCUGGAAGACUAUAAUCGGGACGAGAACAGGUACAGCUCCAGCAGAGGUGCACAUCUAAAUCUCAAACGUGCAGAAAAAGCUCGUGUUCUUGUGAACAAAAUUCCAGCUUUGGUUGACACCUUAGUAGCCAAGACUCGGGCGUGGGAGGAGGAUCGCCAGAUGUCAUUUGUGUACGAUGGUGUUCCUCUUCUUGCUAUGCUCGAUGAGUAUGCUAUGUUAAGGCAGGACAGAGAAGAGGAGAAGCUUAGAAUGAGAGACAAGAAAAAGUUUCACGAGCAGAUAACAACAGAACAAGAAGUCUUUGGUUCAAGGCCUAGUCCCAGCAGACCACUUGGUCCAAAGAAAGUGGUUGGCCCACGUGCUAACGGAGGUUCAAAUGGCACUCCAAACAGAAGGUUGUCUUUAAGUGCUCAUCAAGGCAGCAACAAUGGUACUAGGUCCAUAAACAAAGGAAGAAGGGAAAGCACAGGGCAAGUAGCUCACACUAACCAUGUUGCGAUAUCAAAAGAGGAUGCAGCCUCGCACAUCUCGGGUACUGACACGAUCCCCAGUACACCCUAGAGAGAAAGAGAGUUAAUUUAGUGUGACUAGUAAUGUACUUAGUUUAGCUGCUGCCGCUUUAGAGAGAGAUAGAGACCCUGUUUAACUAGUGGAGAGUAAUUAGAGAUUGGGGAGAGCCAUAUGGUUUCCCUUCCAUUUUCAUUUUCGAAUCUGUUUCGGUUUGUUUAUAAGUUCAGAGGGCCUGUAUGAUAAGCAUUUGGACGCUUUCGUAGUCUUAUAUAUAACCGUAGUUGGCUCAUCAGAACUAAUCUUUACCGCCAUUCCCUCGAGAAAUCAAUUAUGUAAUGAAAAUUUAUAUUCAAUGUGACUAACAAGUAUCUUUUUGCCA